GAUGACUUGCUGUCCUUAAAAGUUGUCAGUGUCCUCCACCACCUCAGCAUCAAAAGAGCCAUUCAGGUUUUGAGAAUAAAUAACUUCGAACCCAACUGUCUGCGCAGGAGGCCAUCUGAUGAGAAUAACGUCACACCUUCUGAGGUCACGCAGUGGACCAAUCAUCGUGUGAUGGAGUGGUUACGCUCCGUUGAUCUGGCAGAGUAUGCUCCUAAUCUGCGGGGGAGCGGUGUGCAUGGGGGACUGAUGGUUUUGGAGCCUCGUUUCAAUGUAGAAACCAUGGCACAGUUGCUGAACAUCCCACCAAACAAGACGCUACUGAGAAGGCACUUGGCAACUCAUUUCAACCUCCUCAUUGGGCAGGAGGCCCAGCAGCAGAAACGUGAAGCCAUGGAGUCCCCAGACUACAUCCUUUUAACAGCAACUGCCAAAGUAAAGCCAAAGAAACUCGCAUUCAGCAAUUUUGGGAGUCUGAGGAAGAAGAAGCAGGAUGAUGUGGAAGAGUACGUGUGUCCUAUGGAGCUGGGGCGGGCAUCUGGAAGUGGGUCGAAGAAGGGUUUUAAGCCUGGCCUGGACAUCAGAGUAUAUGAUGAUGACGAUUUGGACAGGCUGGAGCAGAUGGAAGAUUCAGAAGGGACAGUGAGGCAAAUAGGAGCGUUUUCUGAAGGCAUCAACAACUUGACGCACAUGUUGAAAGAAGAUGAAAUGUUUAAAGACUUUGCGACUCGCUCUCCUAGCACCAGUAUAACAGAUGAGGACUCCAACGUGUGACACUAACCACCAGGCACUGACAAACGCUCACUUUCCUAUGUGCAAGAAACGUCAUCAUUAUACAUGACGGGCAGCAGAUCAUGUACAUUACAUUGCUCUUGCUUCUGUUUGUUAGAAGUAAUAUUGGGGGAUGGAGAAUUUAAAGAAAAAAAAGGAGGGGGGAAAAAAAGGUGCCUACUAUAAAGUUGCCAUAAGAAACACCCAGACACUGGUGAAUGGUAGUUGUUUUUACUAUAUUUAAUGUACAAACUGGUGAUAUGUUUCAGAGUGUUGCAUUUAAAUUUACAUAGUAUCAUUGUGCUCCUUUUGCUUAUUCAUGGCCUCAGAUAAUCCUUUAUACUGUUUCAAAAUAAGAGAAGGUGUUAGGUAGAAGUAUUGUGUCUGUAGAUAUUGUGCAUCAGCUUUCUCUAGGCUCUCAGCUGAAAAAAGAUGUUGCUGCUCUUUGUCAAGUGCAUUUGUUCAGCACAAAUACCAGUUCUGCCCUUCCUACGGUAUCCAAUGUAGGAUUUUAGUCAUCCAUGCCUUGCAUAAACUCCCCGGGAGCUCUUGAUUGUUGCUCUUAUUUUUAUACUGUUUUAUUAAAAAAAAAAAGAAAAAAAGAAAAAAUAAAUAUAUGAAGUGCAUAUAAAAGCAAAAAUUUAAAUUUUGUGAGAUAGAGUGAUGGAAAGUUCAAGGUGUGGGGGAAGGGGAGAGGGUUGUAAAAAGAUUAUGCCAGUUUGCAUACCAGCUGGUUACUGGAAAAGGCAGGCUGACCUUUGGAACUGUUUGCUUUCAUUGCUUUUUACUAAGUGCACAGUUUAAUGAUCUUCCAUUUGGGAUGAAACAAUUAUAAAGCAUGUUUCUUCUAGCAGUGACUCUUACGGAAACUGCACAUUUUAAAACAUCUUCUAUCUUGUUCCCAGCAGCAGUAUUUAUAGUAUUCAAACAAGGUUAUUAACACUUCUGUGACUUAAAAUAUUUCGUUAAAGUUGAGAGUACUCCCUACGUAUGGAAGGGAUAUUUCUGUGCUGUGACUAACAUAAAGAUGGUGUAGUUGGAAAAAAAAAAAAAAAAGUUAUAUAGAGAAAUGUAUAGGAAAUAUAUUAUUUCAUAAUAUUAAACCUAAGGGGGGACUUUUCCUCAGAAAUUCCAAUAUCAAACAUGUUGCUCAUCAUUUUACCUUCUUAAAGCACAGCUCCUCUGCUUUUGAAGAUCAUCAGAUUUUAAAAAUCCUAACUAGCCAGUGGAAAUCUUUUGUCAGCCUUUUGGUAUUGUGAGGUGUCCUAGCUAAAAGCA
Molecule: messenger RNA, 2046 nt
Organism: Pelecanus crispus (Dalmatian pelican)
Lineage: Eukaryota; Metazoa; Chordata; Aves; Pelecaniformes; Pelecanidae
Source: RefSeq, a predicted model, not a curated record